GGGGUGAGAGAUGGGGACUGUCUUGGCCCAAGUGAGUGACGGGGUCUCCCGGGGUGAGUGAUGGGGGCUGUUUUGUCUGAAGUGAGUGAUGGGGUUUCUGAGAUGAGUAAUGGAGGCAGUUUUGGCUUAAGUGAGUGACGGGGUUUCUGGGGUGAUUGAUGGGGGUGUUUUGGCUGAGUGAUGGGGGUUUACAGGGUGAGUGAAGGUGGAUCGGUGAGGUAAAUGAGGGCCAGUCAGCCCUAGUGAGUGAAGGAGCUGUACUGGCUGAGUGACAGGGGAUUUCUGGGGUGAGUUCUGGGAACUGUGGGGACUUCCUGGCAUCUCUUCAGAACCCCCAUGUCAGGCCACAUUGUUGAGGCUGCAAGACCUCCCUUCACAGCCUAGCCCACCUCUCCCCAGUGGCCCUGACUGGAGCAUUCAGACACCUACCCAGCUUCUGGCUCCUGGGGAGAGUGGAGUUAUCAGCAAAAGGAACCAAGAGAAGACACCCAGAAGGACAUGCCUGCUGACGUGAAUUUAUUCCAAAUGCCCCAGGUCCUGGGUCCAGAGGAGCAUGAUGGGUUGUGUGAGGGAUCAGUAUCAUUCGAGGAUGUGACUAUGGACUUCAGCAGGGAGGAAUGGCAGCAACUGGAUUCUGCCCAGAGACACCUGUACCAGGAUGUAAUGCUGGAGAUUUACAGCCACCUCUUCUCAGUGGGGUAUCACAUUCCCAACCCAGAAGUCAUCUUCAGGUUGGUAAAAGGAAAGGAGGCUGAACUCCCACAUCAAAGGUAUCAAGAAGGGAAGUUUGGGCUUGAAACUCCACAACAGGAAAUUUCUGAGACAGCUUCAUUUCAAGAAAAUAGGACAGGUGAGGACAUAAGAGAUGGUUCAUGGUAUUCCAUUUUAGAAGAACUGAGGAAAGAUGCUGACCAUACAGAGAGAGAUCAACAAAAUCAAAUUCAACUCAAGAACCAUAAUACCAUCUUCAGCAACAAAACAUUGAACACAAAGAGCAAUUGUGAAUAUAAGGACCCUGGGAAAAUCAUUCACAUGAGGCCCCAUACUAUUUCUUCACAUAAAAGAUUUCAAAAAUGUUGCUCAUUUACAAAAAGUUUGAAGCCUAACCUAGAAGUGAACAGUCAAAAUCGAAGCAACACCACAAAACAGCUUGAUGACAGCAUUGAGUCUAGCCAGCUAUUCACUCAUAGCUCUUCCAAUAUUUGCAGCAAGAAUAUUCAAACAGGAGAAAGUUUCUGCAAAAACAAGCAUUGUAGAAAAAUUUGCAGCCAUAAGCAGUCACUCACUCAACACCAAAUUCAUAUUCAGGAGAAACCAGAUGAAUGUACUGAAUGUGGGAGGGACUUCACUCAAAAUUCACACCACUUUACACAACAGAGACCCCAUCGUGUAGAACACCUCCAUGAAUGCAGCAAAUGUGGAAAAACCUUCACCCCACAAGCAAAACUCAGUGUAUGUCUGCCAGAUCAUACAGGUAACAUACCCUAUAUAUGUAAAGAAUGUGGGAAGGUCUUUAUUCAGAGAUCAGAACUGAUUACACACCAGAAAACACACACUAGAAAUAAGCCCUAUGAAUGCCAUGAAUGUGGAAAAGCCUUUUUCCAGAUGCUAUCACUCUUCAGACAUCAGAGAACUCACAGUAGAGAAAAACUCUAUGAAUGUAGUGAGUGUGGCAAAGGCUUCUCCCAGAACUCGACCCUUAUUAUACAUCAGAAAAUUCAUACUGGUGAGAGGCAGUAUGCAUGCAGCGAAUGUGGAAAAGCCUUCACCCAGAAGUCAACACUCGGCUUGCACCAGAGAAUCCAUUCAGGGCAGAAGUCCUAUGUGUGUAUUGAAUGUGGGCAGGCCUUCAUCCAGAAGGCACACCUGAUUGUACAUCAGAGAAGUCACACAGGCGAGAAACCUUAUCGGUGCCACAACUGUGGGAAAUCCUUCAUUUCCAAGUCACAACUUGACAUACAUCAUCGAAUUCAUACAGGAGAGAAACCUUACGAAUGUGGUGAUUGUGGAAAAACCUUCACCCAAAAGUCACACCUCAAUAUACACCAGAAAAUUCAUACUGGAGAAAAACACCAUGUAUGCAGUGAAUGUGGGAAAGCCUUCAACCAAAAGUCAAUACUCAGCAUGCAUCAAAGAAUUCAUACAGGAGAGAAGCCUUACAAAUGCAGUGACUGUGGGAAGGCCUUCACUUCUAAGUCUCAAUUCAAAGAGCAUCAGCGAAUUCACACGGGUGAGAAACCGUAUGUGUGUGUUGAAUGUGGGAAGGCCUUCAAUGGUAGGUCAAAUUUUCAUAAACAUCAGAUAACUCAUACUAGAGAGAGACCUUUUGUCUGUUACAAAUGUGGAAAGGCUUUCAUCCAGAAAUCAGAGUUGAUUACCCAUCAAAGAACUCACAUUGGAGAGAAACCUUAUGAAUGCUGUGAAUGUGGGAAAUUAUUCAGUAAGAAACCACAACUCAAGGUACAUCAGCGAAUUCAUACAGGUGAGAGACCUUACAUGUGUUCUGAAUGUGGGAAGGCCUUCAACAACAGGUCAAAUUUUAAUAAACACCAAACAGCUCAUACCAGAGACAAAUCUUACAAACACAGUUAUUCAUGAGAGGCUUUACCAAGAAAUCAUUUCCUAGUGCAUCAGCAUAUUCAUAAGUGAAAUAUACUUCCUGAGUUUCUUGAAAAAGAGAAAAUUUCUCACGAGAGUCAGAUGUAAUUGUAUGUGAUAGAAUUAAUCUUUCACAAAAACUCUAGCCAUGCUUUGCAUGUGUAAACACAUAGUCACAUGUUAUUUUAUGUGAGGGAAAUUAUUCAGGAGGUAACUUUUUUUUUUUUGAGUUGAAGUCUC
Messenger RNA from Carlito syrichta (Philippine tarsier), 2838 nucleotides. It is a transcript of the gene ZNF175, whose product is annotated as zinc finger protein 175. Bases 499 to 2598 code for a protein of 699 amino acids. NCBI's taxonomy places the organism in Eukaryota, Metazoa, Chordata, Mammalia, Primates, Tarsiidae. Gene Ontology annotation, biological process: negative regulation of transcription by RNA polymerase II. The transcript has 5 exons. The record is from RefSeq and is a predicted model, not a curated record. Gene Ontology annotation, molecular function: RNA polymerase II cis-regulatory region sequence-specific DNA binding; DNA-binding transcription repressor activity, RNA polymerase II-specific.